ACUAUAGGUCUCAGGAUUCAUCAGAAAAUACAGACAAUGUGCUAGCCGUGCAAGCUUCUAAUUUGUUCUCUCUCAAUAUUGUACUAGACACGCCUGGGUUCAUCUAUAGGUCUCCGGAUAAAAACACGAAUAAGAAAAGACGAAUGGACCACCUAACAUAUAAAUUAAUAACAAACCUCCACUAAAAAAGGGAUUUCCGAAAUUUCACCCAAGUGAAGCUGCGGUGGUUUAGCUAGCUUAAAUUAAAUAAUUUAUUAGUACUCAUUGUGUGAUUGUGUGGUCUUUAAGGUUAUCGCUAAGUGCUUAAAUAUAAAUAUGGAUUGCUUAACGCACAGUAUUCUAACAAGCACCGUUUCAUGAUGUUCUGUCUACUUGUGUUGUGCGCAAUAUUAACUAUUGUGGAACCAUACACAAGUCAAUGUCGCACCCGACCACCUUUUUAUGGAGAUCGAUGUCCUGGAGUCACUGUAACUAACCUGGAAAUUAUGUCGGAACCCAUUGAAUGGGAUCUAAUCGCACAGGAAGAACGAUUUGUGCAAUUUUGCCAGGAAAAUGCGCCCGCCAUGAUAGGAGAAAUGUAUAGAAUCGAUAAUUACUAUCUCGUAUAUGAUCUGAUAGAAGCCAGAGAUUCCAAGAUCACAGUUCGAAUAAAACAUAAAUUCUUACAUAUUACAGCUACGGAAAAAUAUGGUAAUCAAGAAAUAAUCUUUCAAGAUGUGAAGGUUCUGCCAGAUAUGGUAAACACAGAUGCUGCUCAGUGGACGUUCAAAAACGGAGAAACCCUGAUAAUCAAAAUUCCUUACAGAGUACCUAUUGGAAAGCAUGAUACUAAAAGUUGUCCAGUUGUAAAUAAAAACGUCAUAGAUGUGCCGCACGCGCCUGAGUCUGAAUUCAACUAUAGUCUUCAGGAUUGGAUAGAAAAUACAUACGACCCAGCCGGUCGUUCCUCUGGAUCCAACUAUGGGUUUCAGGGUUGGUCACAAAAUGGACACAAUCCUCCACCAGGUCGUCCCUCUGGACCCAACUAUGGGUCUCAGGGUUGGUCACAAAAUGGGCACAAUCCUCCACCAGGUCGUCCCUCUGGACCCAACUAUGGGUCUCAGGGUUGGUCACAAAAUGGACACAAUCCUCCACCAGGUCGUCCCUCUGGAUCCAACUAUGGGUCUCACUCUCAGGAUUUGACACAAAAUGUCGAUCCUACCUCUUUAUUUAUCUAUAGAUCUAAGGAUUCGAAAGGAAAUAUACCUUGAAGUGUUUGACUUUGGGCAUUUGGGUCUAUCAUUUUAUUUCUCUACAUUUGUUACAAUAACUUAAUUAUUGAGGAGGCCUUAUCAUUUAUUUAAGCACUAAAUACCUAAUAUAAAGUCAUCGACGUAAUAAAUGUAACGUAUUUUUCAGAUUA
Molecule: messenger RNA, 1402 nt
Organism: Maniola jurtina (meadow brown)
Lineage: Eukaryota; Metazoa; Arthropoda; Insecta; Lepidoptera; Nymphalidae
Exons: 1
Coding region: 357-1250 (297 amino acids)
Source: RefSeq, a predicted model, not a curated record